Effrenium voratum is the source of this 1450-nucleotide messenger RNA. Lineage: Eukaryota; Dinophyceae; Suessiales; Symbiodiniaceae. The record is from the annotation of a GenBank genome assembly.
GGCAAAGGCAAGCUGCAUGUGUUGUGCGUCCGAGCCAUGGGAGGAGUGUUGGACAAGCCCAUCACCAAGAAAUGCUCCGAGAGCGGCCUGGACUGUGGCCCCCUACGCCUAUCAUGGGCAGCCUCCGCCAUGCAGGGAUGGCGGGUGGGCAUGGAAGAUGCACACAUCGCCCUGCCUGCGCUGCGUCGCCCGGCGCCGUGGGCGUCCACGGCGCUCUUCGGCGUGCUGGAUGGCCAUGGGGGCGCGCAGGUGGCCAGAUUCAGCAGCGACCACUUGCCGCAGGAGCUGCGGAAGUUCCCAGUGGAGAGCCCCGCGGCCAUGGAGCAGGCGCUCAGAGGAACUUUCCACAAGAUCGAUGACUUGUUGAGGAGUGGUGACUUCGCUGCGGAGGUGUGCUCCCUUGCGCAGCCUCAAACGCGAGAACGAGUGAUGCCAUCACCGCGCAACGGGGAUGCACACAUGGUGGGCUGCACCGCCUGCGUGUGCUGUGUCACCGAGCGGCAGAUCGUGACAGCCAACGCUGGAGACAGUCGUGCGGUGCUUUGCAGCGCUGGGCAAGCGAUCCCUUUGAGUGAGGACCACAAGCCCAACGCGCCCACGGAGAAGCAGCGCAUCGAGGCGGCCGGCGGCCGGGUAGAGUGCUGCGGGCCGGGGCAAUACCGGGUCAAUGGCAACCUGAAUCUGUCCCGCGCCCUCGGUGACCUUGAGUACAAGAAGGACCGGUCUCUACCUCCAGAGAAGCAAAUUAUUUGCUCCACGCCAGACGUGACCUUCAGAGAGCGCGAUCCUGACAAGGACGAGUUUCUUAUCAUUUGCUGCGACGGUGUUUGGGACGUGAAGAGCAACCAGCAGGUUGUUGACUUCAUCCGCGCCCGCCUAGCUGCAGGCUGUGAUGAGCGAGCUAUGGAGCUCGCCCUGGAGGAGCUGCUAGACGCCUGCGUUUCGCACGAUUUGCGGGAGACCAACGGCCUGGGCGGGGACAACAUGACAGCGGUCUUGGUUCUUCUGAGACCCGGUGACAAGGAGGAGGCUCCUGAGGAUUUUGAUUCAAGGAGACCGGAGCUUCGCAGAGUCAGACUCAUGGCCAGCAGAUUUGGCGAGAGACAUGCCAUCCAGGAGGUACAGAGCGGUGACACUGAGGGCUGGCUUCAGGCACACAUUCAGCUUCCCAGUGGCAUCUCCCGGAGCCAGCUGGGGGUCUUUGUCUCCGAGGAGAGGGCCCAACUUCAGGUGGCUGUUCAAGAUGGAGGCGACGUCGUCUCCUCCAUGUUUGAGCUUGCAGAACAUCUGCCAGAGGCAGCUCGGCUGGAGCUCAGCUCGCCAGCGCGGCUGUCCAGCAGCAGCUUGAGGCUUGAGCUUGUCUGGAAGACCUGAGCCACCGCGGCAGACCUGAAAGAGGCAUGAGGCCUGUGGGAUUGGCCCACGUGCCAUCGGAUAUGCAACAUAUGUG